ACAAAACAUUGCUAGCUCCAUUCCCUCGAGACAUCAUCGGAACAGCCGCUUCUUGGAAAUGCCGUUUGAAAUUUACAUUCCAGAGAAUCUGACCUUCCAGGACUACAUUGCUGUUAUUCAAACAGCAAGGGUCUGGGCGGAUGGCUAUGAUAAAAAGAAUGAAGAGUUCCUCCUCGCCGCUCUAGCACCAGACGUUUCUGUUGACUACAGGAUGAUCGUGCCUGCAUGGGGAAUAAAGCACUACAAGGCAGGCGAGUUCGCGAAGCUUUGGCUCUCAGAGGAGCACCUAGGGCUUAAGCCACUAGUGACACAACACCUUCUGGCGCAGCCAUAUUUCAAGAAAGUUACCGCCGAUGAGAUUAUCGUAGAAUGGCAGCAACUAGCAAGUCAUGGGCGACUACAAGACCCUGGCGACGGUGCGAGGGAUGCGACUACUGAGAGAAUUAGCGAGACGAGUGAUGGGAGGAGCCACAUGGAGAAUAGGUUCGUCCGUAUUGAUGGUCUCUGGAAGAUCGCGACGAUUAAACCUUCUACGCUUUAUCACACUGGAGACUUUAUGCGUAUUAGGAGACCAGCGGGAGAACCAUAGGCUACAACAAUUGCAUCGUAGGGGCGACGCACAACUCUGC
Fusarium verticillioides 7600 is the source of this 629-nucleotide messenger RNA. RefSeq lists its product as hypothetical. Gene Ontology annotation, biological process: melanin metabolic process. The record is from RefSeq and is a predicted model, not a curated record. The coding region runs from base 59 to 589 and encodes 176 amino acids. The transcript has 2 exons. Gene Ontology annotation, molecular function: scytalone dehydratase activity. NCBI's taxonomy places the organism in Eukaryota, Fungi, Ascomycota, Sordariomycetes, Hypocreales, Nectriaceae.